GGGAUCGUCAUCCAAGCCGCGACGCCCUUCGUCUUUCCUUUACUAAAGGGCCAUGGCUCAAAUAUAUUUCGGGACGGCCUGAGGCUGGUCCUCAUCACAUUCCUUGUAUCCUCUGUCCUAUGGGCUCAAAUCGACUUUAUCGGCCUUACUCUCGAUCCGACCUCGACUUCCGGUUGCCAAGUCGUCGUAAUUUUCAACUCCGUCUUCGAUCAACUGGCGCGAUUCGCCAUCGAACAGUUCCUGUUAUGGGCCAUCAACGCCAAAGCCAGCGCGCCUACUGGCGCAGUAGCCUACCAGGCGGUCCUCGGUGUGCGAUUCGUUAUGGGUGGCGUCUUUGUUGCGUUCCAAAAGGCACAGCUCUCCACUGUCUGUGUAGCUAGGAACAAUCUCUUGGCUAUGGGAGCCGUUGUCGUGGCCAUCGACUUCGUCAUAAUCGCCAUGCUUGCGUUUAGAGCCAGCUCGAUCGGUAUCACGCCCGUACAAAGUAAAAAGGCCGCCAUGUGGACGGUUGUGGGCUUGGGGCUUUGGACUGGGACAAGCAUCCCGCUACUUCUGGGUAUUGAUACGGAGUUGCUCUUCAGAACUGCUCUCCCUGCCACUGGCCUGUCGAUCCUCCUUGGUGCUGGUGGCGCUCUACCCACCAUUGCCGGAUCCAUUCCGGGACAGGCCAGCAUCGGGGUCGGCGGAGUUCCUGUCCAGGGCCAGCUAUUCCCACCGACCCGUUCACAGACCGCUCCUGUCAGAGAAAGCCGGAGAAUCGACGUCAAGCCUACCCUCUUGAAUAAGAGGAGCAUCUUUGACAAGGCUGGGUCAGCCUCGAACUUGAGGAACGCGAUCUCUAACCCAAUUCUCCAGGAAACUGGCGAAAAGAACCCCCUCAGCAAGAUCGCUACAAUUGAUCUCGCCACUGCUGCAAAGAAUGACAGGGAAAGACGGGGCAACGGACUGACGUUGAACCGAAACUCCAGCACUUUCAACGCCCAUCGCCCCGCUCCCAACCCCCCCGCUAUCACCCCGGAUGAGGCCCUCAGGCGAGCUCAGAGUGGGAAGCGGAAGGAGGUGGGAUUGGUCUCAGCUCCGGCGGAGCCUCCUCAGCUUAGAUCCGCGGGACUGAUGUCGAAUCCUCCGGCAACAACUUCAUCUGCUCAGCUAUCCCCGGGGGUCGAAGAGAUAAGACGUAGGUCUCCCAGACAGUCGCCCGAGGACUACCAACAAGACCGGGAGACAAGAUCGGCCACGCCCCAGCAGCCGAUUCCAGAGUCUAGCAACUCUCUGCCUCGUCCCUCGCGACCGGAACAACCCCUGAGUUCCUUUGAGAAGGUUGAGCGAUCUGCGAGCCAACGUACUGCAGAGACGUCCCUGAGCCAAACCACGCUUGAUCGGUCCGCGAGCCAGAACGCUGCUCGUUUGACGUCACCGAAGAAGCCGGACCUCCCAUCCACUUGGCCUAUCCAGAAAGUAGUCGACCCAACGAUUCGGCCGUCUAGGCAGAGGCCGCCAUCUCCAAAGACACCACCAGUUGCUUCUCUGCAACGGAGGCCAACCGGUGGUCUGCCAUCUAACCCGAGAGCGAUGACAAUGAAACCCGUGGCCAAGGAACAUUCUGCUCCCCAAGAGCAGACGGUCAUGUUCGUCAACAACAUUCAGUACAACGACCCCACAGCUGUGCAGAAUAUCAUCCAAGGAGCUACGAAUCAGGCCGCCAAGACGCCUCUGCCGCUGCAUCCCACUCAGCUGCCGCCUCUCCCACCGCCGCCCAAGAGUGCCGGUGGCCAACCCAUACGAGCGCUACCCAACGAUACCAGGAGCAUGACCUUUGACGAGAAGAUGGACCUCUUCUUUCCCGUAGCUCUUGGUAGCAGCACUGAUGCGAACGGCCAACCUAGAACGUCGAUUCCAGAGAUGCCUCUUGUUCCGUCGUCUUAUAUGCUAACAGGCGACUAUGCUACUGAGGGAAAGGGCGCAUUGGAUUCCAGAAGCAAUCACGAUCAGUCGAAGCAGUCCGAUCGCUCGACCAAGACUUCCAUCCGUACUCGCAGCAUUCUGGAGAUGGGGGAAGAAGAAGAAGCCCUCCCGGAUGUACCACCUCGCUUCACGUCCAAGUUCAGUGUCGACACGUCGGUCAUUACUGGCAGGCCCGACGAGCACGACUCUUGGAUUCCCGCCCUUCCAGCGAACGAAAGUGCCUGGGCCAAGCCGUCCUACGACGGAGCCAACCGGCGAUCAUCACCGGUCAUUCCGGUCCGCAACCAUAGCGUUUCUGAGUUCAGUGAGGUAAGGACUGCGAGAACUCGCGACGAGGAAACGACGACGAAUUGGGGAUCAAUCCAUUCGCCGGUGGCUGCGGUCAACAUCCAAGACGUUACGCACAUGCCCAAGCCCACGUGGAUUCAGCCACGCGACGAGCGAAACCCUCGAGACCUAUCUAUGAUUAGUCAAAAUGAUGGCAAGGAGGUCAUGACGAUUAUGCUCGACGCAUCCAUGGAACACGAUAUAGACCUGACCGAGGCUCCUCCGGCACGCCAAAACCCUGCCGAUCUCCCUGACGUGAGCGUCGCCGACCAGCGUGCUCGCUGGCAUCGCCGCAUUGGUGAUGAGAGCAUCACCUUCACUGAGCGCAAGGAAAAAGUACAGUCGCGCAGACAGCCCCCGCCGAUGCCUCUUCAGUUGCGGUCUCCCGUCAAGAAAAUGGCGAUUGUGAUGCAUGCCGCUGAGCCUUCCCCCUUGGAGUCGCCGCAGCAUGCGUACGAGAUGAUCCAGGCGCAGCUUAAGAAACUGGAGGAGCCCAGUAGGGACUCGUAUGAGAGCGAAAGCCAGAGGAUUCGUCUGCUCGAGUCCUUGGAGGCCGAGAUGGGGCAGCAAGAGAGCCAGUGGCACGAGAUGCAGCACGGCCUCAGCCGCAACUCGCUUUCCACGGUUGGAACAAGUUCGGUCCGCAACUCGCAGAGCGAGCUUGCGAUGGCUAACUCGCCAGCCGUUCCCAGCAUCGACGUUGUGCCUCAAGUGAUUCCCCAGCGCAACGACAUAUCGUUGGAACGCCAAGCCGCGCGCCGCUCUCAGAUGAGGGUCAUCAGCAAGUCAUCUGACGAGGACCUGAGAAGCGCUUCGUCCAUCUCGUCCCAGUCCAACUCAAGCGACAACCGCACUAGCCUCUGGCAACAGCGGCUGGCAGAUGCCCAGAUGGAAUAUAUGGAGAACGCAUCCGAACUAUUGGCAAAGCGAAACCUCAAUUUCUUGUCUGUCUCAAAGGCACCCUUGAGCGCCACGGCGUUGCAGCUGGGCAGUCCUACCCCACCGGACACCGACGAGUCCGACCCCGACGACGCUCAGAUACUCGCGAGGCUCAGGCCGAGCGAGCGAGCCACACCACCGGAAGGCCUCUGGAGCCCCGACUCGCCAGUUUAUUUUGAGCGCGAGCAACCGUCGCUGCUUUGGGCCCCGGCACACCGUCAUGUCGCGACUAAGUCGUCUGUCCCGAGCGGCGAUGGCCACUCCCUGCCUGGCCUAUCCGUCCGCCCUGCGACGCGCAAGGUCUUCGAACCCCUCAAUAUCUCGAGUUCGAGACUCUGGCAGCCUGACCACACCGCUGCUAAAAAGCUGCGGACCACCUCCGGAUUAUGGCGUGCCUCUUGGGUCCCUGAACCUCCCAAACCCCAGCCGCGUCCCGUCACACAGCGACCGCCAAGGCGAAACAAACGCGUCACUCUCCUACCCGACAUCCUCGAGAGCCCGCAGCCUCUUCCCGACAAGCGUGGCACCCUCGGCAUCUUCCAGUUUCCCUGGGGCGAGAAGUCGGACACUGCGACAGUCCAGCCGCGGCCCAGUCAUAUGUUGAUGGCUAUGCCUGGUACUAUGUCAACUGGUGGAUCAGCAAUUCGUGCCGCAUUGGAAGCUCGCGCACAGCAACUCGAGUCUGCAGAGUACUCUUCGUCCUUCUUUGACGAUUACGACGAGGAGGAGGAGGGCGACGACGAAGUUUCCGACAUUGAACUCGAUAACAACAGUGACGACGGCUUCGACGAGACUACCCUCUGGGAGAUCGCCAGCCUCUUGCAGUCGGACCAGGUGCCUUCCAAGAACAGCCUGCUUCCCCUGCCAGCAUACUACCGACCUGACUCAUUCGUCGAGGAGGAGCACUCUUCCCCGCGCUCACAAUCCGAGUACGAAGGCUCCGAGGAGGAAACCUCCAUGGCAGACGAGGACACAAAGCACGACAGCAUGGUCAUCACCAUCGCUGCCGCGGCCAUGCCCGCCGCGCCGGAACCAAUUUCUCUUCUUUGGGCCCCCGGGUCAAAGAGCUUCUCUACCGCCCGCAAGGUCACAGGUCUCCCGCAACCUGACGCUCGCACAUGGGAAAGCUACGUCGAGAAGCUGGAAGCCGCCCCGCGCGUCCGUGAGUGUGUCCUGGAACCUGCUGUCAUCCACAGCACCGCCCUCUGGACCUUGCCAGCAAAGAAGACAACGUCAAAGACGACCGGUCCAAUCACCGCUCUCUGGGCCCCGCUAGCAAAGAAGAUAACGUCAAAGGCGACUGGUCUGAUGUGGACUAAGCCGCAGCAACGGGCUGCCAGGACGCUGUGGGUCGCCCAGGCUCCCGUCGUCUAUACCGAGUCCACCGGCCUGUUCAAUACCAGCCAUAAGCGUGCCUGCUUCAGGACAACGUCGGCCGAGCCUGUUGGCCUUGGCAUGCCUUCGGGUGCCAGAGUGACAUCUGAGGAGCUGCCACAGCUCAUGUCAACAAGCCUCUGGUCC
Molecule: messenger RNA, 4752 nt
Organism: Colletotrichum navitas
Lineage: Eukaryota; Fungi; Ascomycota; Sordariomycetes; Glomerellales; Glomerellaceae
Exons: 6
Source: RefSeq, a predicted model, not a curated record